AAAAAAAAGAAUGGACUAGGAAAGGUCACUUACAUGAAAAUUAGCUGAUUCAAGAAACUGUAAGAAUGAAGUCUGUGACACAUAUCUCCACUCCCGAGAAUUGCAAAUGGACUGUUCUCAUCUGCAAGAAUUUAUAAAAGAACUGGACCAACUAGGUAUACCUAAACUGAGCAACAUCUUUCAGAGUAAACACAUUAGUCUAGUCAUGAAUAAUUUUCCCUUCCAGCCUGAGCUCAAUGCUUCCAGCACUGGUGUAGAUGAGUCUUUCUAUAGGACCGAAUACCACACAUGCAAUACAUCGACCCCUCAACUGAUCCCCAAGUUUUAUAUUGCUGUGCCUGUCAUCUACUCUAUGAUCUGUGCUGUGGGGCUUACCGGAAAUUCUGCAGUCAUUUAUGUUAUCUUGAGAGCACCCAGAAUGAAGACAGUCACUAAUAUUUUCAUCCUAAAUUUGGCAAUUGCUGAUGAGCUUUUUACGUUGGUGCUUCCUAUCAAUAUAGCUGACUACCUGCUGCUCCAAUGGCCCUUUGGUGAAUUCAUGUGUAAAUUGAUUAUCUCAAUUGAUCAAUACAACACUUUUUCAAGUAUUUAUUUUCUAACAGUCAUGAGUAUUGAUCGAUACCUGGUGGUGGUUGCCACUAUCAAGUCAAGGAAAAUGACAUAUCGAACCUAUAGGGCUGCCAAAAUGGUGAGUUUGUCUGUUUGGGUUUUUGUCACCAUUAUUAUCUUACCAUUCAGUGUUUUUGCGAAGAUACACAGUGAAGAGGGACGAUCCCAAUGUGUCUUUGUCUUUCCCCAGCCAGAAGGCUUCUGGUGGAAAGUGAGCCGCCUCUACACCCUGAUCUUGGGUUUUGCCAUCCCGGUAUCCACCAUUUGCAUCCUGUACAGCAUCAUGCUGUACAAGCUAAGACAUAUGCACCUCCAUAGCAAUGCUAAAGCCUUGGACAAAGCAAAAAAGAAAGUGAUGAUAAUGGUAUUGAUCAUCUUGGGAGUUUGCCUGUUCUGUUGGACCCCCUAUCAUCUCAGCACAGUGGUAGCUCUCACUACUGACAUCCCACAAACUCCACUAAUUAUUGGAAUCUCUUAUUUUAUCACCACAUUGAGUUAUGCUAACAGUUGUCUCAACCCAUUUCUUUAUGCCUUUUUGGAUGAUACUUUCCGAAAGAGUUUCCGAAAAAUGAUGGAAUGCGGGACUGCAUCAUAAAAUCUUAGUCUCUUAGAGCCUCCUUAAGAAGAGGGGAUAUGUUUCUGAAGUUUUGUGAAGGUGGACAGAAGCAACUCUGAACACAUUAUGUUGGGAACUCAGAAGACAGAAAUUGAUUGGUCCUCUACUUCAAGUAGUGCCACAAUAUUCUUGAAGCUUGCCAAAUUACAACUUUAGGAAACUCCUUUUUUCUGCUUUUGCAAUAUAGCUAGUAUUCAUUGCGGAUUAUCUCUACUUUGGUAUGUAUCUUAAAUCUUUAGAAUGUUUAGUUUAAAGAAAAGGAGUAGCAGAUCAUGAUGACAUGUUUAACUGAAAAAGGAAGCAAUUGAUACUGUUUGGAGUUUUAUAAAGAUGCAGAAUGAUGCUACUUUUGUAAUUUCAAUAUGGAUAUGCAAAAAUAUAUCUAUGUAAACACACACAUGCACACUAAGCAUGCAAUGAUAUA
Molecule: messenger RNA, 1649 nt
Organism: Crotalus tigris (Tiger rattlesnake)
Lineage: Eukaryota; Metazoa; Chordata; Lepidosauria; Squamata; Viperidae
Gene: NPBWR1
Product: neuropeptides B and W receptor 1
Exons: 1
Coding region: 107-1204 (365 amino acids)
Biological process (GO): neuropeptide signaling pathway
Cellular component (GO): neuron projection; membrane
Molecular function (GO): neuropeptide binding; neuropeptide receptor activity
Source: RefSeq, a predicted model, not a curated record